UGGAACCCACACUUGGCCCUGUAGACUAAAGCUUCGGCAUUGCCAGGUUCUCCGCAUCCAGGAACGCGAAUGUGAUCAUCGCGACGCAGACGGUUCCUGGCAGCUUGUCACGCUUGUGCCGUUGAAACAGGGUGGAUCUGCAUGCACACCACGCACGUCCUUAGUCCAUCAGACUAUGCCCCCAGAUCCGGGGGCGAGCAACAGAACGCGCGGAGUUCCGCCAAGCGUUCGCGCGCAGCUUCGUACAUCGUUUGCCCAUUGGCAUCUGUGUUUUUGCGGGGUUGGCGGCGGAAAAAUGUCCACCUCGGCUGGCUGGCUGGCGAUGAUGAAGAAGCACCUACCACCGGAUUGCAGACCGUUUCGUCAUCGUCGCCUCCCCUCCCGGUGGAGUCCACAGUGCAGUAAUGUACCAGUAUCAUUAUUAUACCGCUCGACCUCCUGCCCGGUCUGGAAUCGGUUUUUCCAACGGAGCUAUCCAUCGGCCAAAUCAUCUGCCGAGCCGCCGACCGACCUAUGUAAUGAUUUGCAACCCUCGCUCGAUCCAGUGGACAUGUUCACCUCAAGGGCUCUCGAAAUGGAAAUACACAUGUCCGUAUUUGAUGCGAGCCGAGGGAGUGAUCUGCAUCUUGACAGUUGACUACUCUGUUUCCGGCGCCUUUAUGUACGUUGAACCUGGACGAUCACUGCCUGUGACGAUUUUCACACUCCGUGGCGUCUUUCCAGUCAUGGCCGUGACGUCCUGAUCUCCGGUGGAACGGUGGUCCUCUCUCCUCGAGUUGCGUGCCAUGAUUGGCAGACCAGUUGCCACGGAUUUCAUUCUCCAAUAAACUCAUUUACCCGCAUAUCCGCCGUUGCCUCUGCGCUUUGCUCGCAUGAAACAUGGCAGUCCA
Molecule: messenger RNA, 890 nt
Organism: Dissoconium aciculare CBS 342.82
Lineage: Eukaryota; Fungi; Ascomycota; Dothideomycetes; Mycosphaerellales; Dissoconiaceae
Exons: 1
Coding region: 176-637 (153 amino acids)
Source: RefSeq, a predicted model, not a curated record